AUGGCUAAUAGUAAUAUAUUAUUAACUUUGCUUUUGAUAAUAUUCAUGUUCUACAUUUCAGCUGCACAAGGAAUUGAAUCACUUCCUGCAUUUGCCUCAAGUUCUAGUGAUGGUAUUUGCAAAUCAAUGGUAGAGACACAAGGCUACACAUGCGAAGAACACAAGGUGACCACAAAGGAUGGUUACAUCUUGAGCUUACAGAGGAUUCCAGAAGGACGAUCUGGUAAAAAAGCAGAUAAGCCACCUGUUCUAUUACAACAUGGCCUCUUUGUUGAUGCAGUAUCAUGGCUUCUCAGCUCUCCUGAUGAAUCAUUGGCAUUUAUCUUAUCCGACAAUGGGUUUGAUGUGUGGCUUGGCAAUACACGUGGCACCAGAUAUAGCAGUGCCCACACAUCUCUUUCUCCAAUUGAUAGGGCCUAUUGGGAGUGGUCAUGGGAAGAAUUGUCCUCUUAUGAUCUUCAUGCUUUAGUUCAUUACGUGUACAACCACACUGGGCAAAAAAUAUAUUAUACAGGGCAUUCCCAGGGGACAGUGAUAGCCUUGGCUGCAUUCUCACAAAAGGAAUUGGUAAACAUAAUCAGAUCUGCGGCUUUACUUAGUCCCAUUGCUCAUCUCAAUCAUAUCCCUUCGCCAUUACUACAAUUUGCUGCAAAUGCCUUUCUAGCUAAUGCUCUAUAUUGGCUCAACCUUCGCGAGUUCCUUCCAAGAAGUCAAGAAGCAGCCCAACUUCUAGAGGUUUUCUGCACUGUUACAGGCAUCGAUUGCUCUAACAUAUUGACUCUUUUAACAGGCCCAAACUGUUGCUUUAAUUCUACAACUCUAGAAGUCUUGUUAUUCCGUGACCUUCAGCCAACGGCAACCAUGAACUUGAUCCAUUAUUCUCAAAUGGUCAGAACAGGAAGGAUAGCGAAGUAUGACUAUGGAAAUCCAAUACAAAACAAUCAACAUUAUGGACAAUCCAGGCCUCCUGUGUAUGACAUGACCAGCAUUCCAAACGACUUGCCUCUCUUCCUCAGCUACGGGAAAAACGACAUUCUAUCAGAUGUCGGAGGCGUGCAGGUUUUGCUGGACGAACUCAAAAACCAUGAUCAAGAUAAGCUUAUGGUGGUUUUUAACGAAGACUAUGCUCAUGCUGAUUUCAUUUUGGCUAACAAUGCAAAAGAAGUCGUUUAUGAGCCUCUGAUGACGUUUUUCAAUCAAAACUGA
Messenger RNA from Prosopis cineraria, 1206 nucleotides. Its product is annotated as triacylglycerol lipase 2-like. The coding region runs from base 1 to 1206 and encodes 401 amino acids. NCBI's taxonomy places the organism in Eukaryota, Viridiplantae, Streptophyta, Magnoliopsida, Fabales, Fabaceae. The record is from RefSeq and is a predicted model, not a curated record. Gene Ontology annotation, molecular function: hydrolase activity, acting on ester bonds. Gene Ontology annotation, biological process: lipid metabolic process. The transcript is spliced from 9 exons.